Molecule: messenger RNA, 1059 nt
Organism: Chionomys nivalis (European snow vole)
Lineage: Eukaryota; Metazoa; Chordata; Mammalia; Rodentia; Cricetidae
Product: 60 kDa heat shock protein, mitochondrial-like
Exons: 2
Coding region: 1-615 (204 amino acids)
Biological process (GO): positive regulation of type II interferon production; positive regulation of interferon-alpha production; positive regulation of T cell activation
Cellular component (GO): mitochondrial inner membrane; mitochondrial matrix
Molecular function (GO): protein-folding chaperone binding; ATP binding; ATP-dependent protein folding chaperone
Source: RefSeq, a predicted model, not a curated record
AUGAGGGUGGAGGACACUACUUCUAAGCUUGUCCUGGACACAGAUGACAGAUCUGGAAUGGUCACCGAACAUCAGGAGGACAGAAAAGGACAGGAAUCCAGAAGCUGGGUUGGAGGAACAAGCGAUGUGGAGGUGAAUGAGAAGAAAGACAGAGUUACAGACGCACUCAAUGCCACGCGAGCAGCUGUGGAAGAAGGCAUCGUGCUAGGCGGGGGCUGCGCUCUGCUGCGCUGCAUCCCAGCCUUGGAUUCCCUAAAGCCUUCUAAUGAGGAUCAGAAAAUAGGUAUAGACAUUAUUAAAAGAGCACUCAAAAUUCCCGCCAUGACCAUUGCUAAGAACGCGGGUGUUGAAGGGUCUUUGAUAGUCGAGAAGAUUCUGCAGAGUUCCUCAGAAGUUGGGUAUGAUGCCAUGCUCGGGGAAUUUGUGAACAUGGUGGAGAAGGGAAUCAUUGAUCCAACAAAGGUCGUAAGAACUGCUUUACUGGAUGCUGCUGGGGUGGCCUCCUUGCUAACAACAGCAGAAGCUGUAGUGACCGAAAUUCCUAAAGAAGAGAAGGACCCUGGAAUGGGCGCAAUGGGGGGAAUGGGAGGGGGAAUGGGAGGUGGCAUGUUCUAAUUCCUAGAAUAGCGCUUUGCCCUUACCAAUGAACUGUGACAGGAAGCUCAAGGCAGGUUCCUCACCGAUACCUUCAGAGAAGCUCCUGAAGAAAAUGAAGAGAAGGCUGGCUGAUCACUAUAACCAUCAGUUACUGGUUCCCAUUGACAAUACAUAAUGGUUUACUGCUGUCAUUGUCCAUGCCUACAGAUAAUUUAUUUUGUAUUUUUGAAUAAAGACAUUUGUACAUUCCUGAUACUGGGUGCAAGAGCCAUAUACCAGUGUCCUGCUUUCAACUUGAGUCACUGAGGCAGGCCUGCUGGUCCGUCCGCUACGGUCAGGACUGUGGCGCUUGUGCCACCAGACGAGAGGUCAGAGGCAGCCUUUCUGUGGAGCGAGAUAACUGUACAAAGUAGAGAAGUAUCCAAUUAUGUGACAACCUUUGUGUAAUAAAAUUUUGUUUAA